This is a messenger RNA of Porites evermanni, 3403 nucleotides long. The record is from the annotation of a GenBank genome assembly. NCBI's taxonomy places the organism in Eukaryota, Metazoa, Cnidaria, Anthozoa, Scleractinia, Poritidae.
AUAAAGGCCGAGCACACUGUGAAGCGCAUCACUUUCACCCUCAGUGAGGCAAACCCGGGCGAGACCCUUCACGUCCACCUGCCCAAGCUGAACAGUAACAAAGUCAUCAUGCCGGGUUCUCUGGCACUGCGUUUCAGCUUUGUUCUGGCCGGCGGCAAUGCAAACAACUUUCUCGUCCAGAACAUCUUGAGAGCACUAGUCAACAAGUUCACUGUAAAAUAUGCAGGCACCACUCUUCAAGACACAUCUGGCUACGACAUCUACAAAUGUUUCGAGGUUCUUUUCCUUCCACUGCAUGUGCGCUGUAAUAACAUGUUGCUGGAGGGGAUUCAAACUGCAAAACUUUGUAAGAUUCGCUUGGAUGCCGAUGACAAAGAUACAACGGGUGUGGAUGCUGAAAAAGCGCUGUUUUCGGCACCAAGUACUGCAUCCGGCUGAAUCACCCGAUUCUGCAAAAUCACAGGGUUGUUUUCAAACUGACCCUUUUGCCGGCCCCGCAGGUUGUGAAAGAGUCAGACGCAUCGCAGCUGGUCUACAAGCUGACAAACAUUCAGCUGGAGUAUGAGACCAUCCGCAGCAAGACAUUGGCAGACAAGGCAACAAGCGUGUACUACAGCAGCAGGGCAUUUGGAUAUGAGCAAAUCAUGCAAGAAGAGUUAGUGACCUUUGCAAACGCCAUUGAGAGCAGGCUCAACAUCAGAGUGAACCCUCAGUGCCGAUUGUCCAAGGAUAUUCUUCUGCUGUUUAUCGAACCCUACACCGCCGGCGACCACGACUCGGAAGAAUACAUUAACCCUGACAUCACGAAAGUGAAUGUCACAUAUUUAUUGGGUUGCCCAUCGACCUUUGAUCCAUGGUAGACACCACAAUGCACGGCAGCGGCGUCCAUCUUGUUAACACCACAGAUGGUGUAUUCCUUGCGAUCAACAGAAAGACAUCUGGCUCCGGAAAUGUGAAAUGCCCGCAAGAGGAGGUCGAACUCUGGCUGAAACUUAGCAGCCAUUUUUUUUUCAGGGCAUGAACAUCCUCAUUGUUUUGGACAAUUGUGCUGCCUCGAAGGACAUGAAAGGCCCCACUGGCCAGCUGGUUUCCCUCGGCUUUUCGGCCUGCCAUGCAGGCAUUAGCGUGUGGAUUCUAACGCAGAUCACCAGCAUCGCAAAACCAUUCUGUAAAAACGUGGCCGCCAUUGUUCUGUUUUACACUCUGUCGGAAAAGCCAUAAAAGCCAUCUUCGAAGACUAUGCUGGUUCGCUUUCCGCGGAAGAGUACAAGGAACUGAUGACAGUGCUGAUAAAAGAAAAACUUUCCUAUCUGGUCUUCUCCCUGUGCCAUCCAUUCGCAAUCAAAAUUUAUACAGCAUGUCUGAACAGGAGGCAUUCAAUGAACUCAUGCAAAUGCUAGUGGCCACUCCGGACUGCUUGAAACCCUCCGAUUUUUCUGUUUCCCUCCCUGCCAAAAACGUUCCAGAACAACGCAAAAAGCUGGCUGUGCUUGUUUCCAUGGGCUAAUCCAAAGAGGUGCUCGGCGCUCAACUUUCGCAUGAACAGAUGAAACGCGUCACGGACAAAGAGGUGGAAAAAAACUUUACAAACGAUAUGCAGCCUAUACGGGCAGCAAGGCCACCGAGACGCUAAUUCAGAGCUUUUUGAUGCUUGCCAGCAAAGCGAUUGAUAUGGUCAUCAAAGUGAAUGACGUGAAAGCUCUGCAAAAGGACCUGCAAGAAGAUUUGUUAGUAACUCGUCGUUGCCAUCUGUGGCUGGAAAUAUGGCACUGAGCUGUGGUCGCCUGCGGGUGGUUGCCAAUGCUGCUGUGAUCACAGUCAAGCACAUAGAUUUUGAGAAAGAACCUGAAGAGAAACCUGUCCAAGAACCUUGCAAAGAAACUGGCUAAGGACCUCCAAAAACCUCACCUUAUUAUAUACAACAUGGCUGAGAAAUCGCUUGCACCUGCAGAUAUAUCAGCGGCACCUGCAGUUCCAGAGCAGGUUUUGUCAAAAGUUCCUCAAACAAAGCCUGCAAAAAAUCGUAUGCGGAUUGCAGCUGGCAAAAAGCUAGCUGAACAUAGCAGCAUGGCAUGUGAGGCAAAAAAGAAUCCCUGCUGAAUUAAAAGUAGAGCCAGAGAACCCAAGCGCUGGAGUAAAUGGUUAUUUGCUUCUUGGCAUUAAAGGCCUGAUGGUCUCUGCUCUGGGCGUUUAUUAUCAGCGGGCAGCGAUUAUGUCAACCCUCCAGCGAACGCCAGCGCCUGAUCGAAAGCCAAGCCACAAUCUUUGGUUAAUGGAUUGAAAGUUUUUACAUAAUAAUAUGAUGUCGAACUUUGUUGUGGCAGCUGUUAUUAGGACUGCAAAGCUGUAUGGCAUUUGGGCAAUUUAUAAGCAUAUCGUAUUCCCAAUCAAUGAACAAGUUAGUCUGCUUCUGUUGAAUACCUUCGAAGAACUGUUUCAACCACCCACAGUGAGUAAGGAGGAGGAGAAAUAAUUGUUGACAACAAGCUCGUCAAAACUGUUCUUGAUGCUGCAACGCUUACUUGCCUGGCCGCCGGCAUACGCUCGGCCGUGGAAAAAAAAACCAUCAAAGAAAACUUUACUACCGACCCCAGCAGCAAUGCCAUGAACUACAUGAAGUUCACCAUUGUUAUGGCUGCAGCCAUCGCUUUUAAGCAAUACCUCGAGGAUCAAAAAAUCCUUCCAAAAAACGUCUGAGUUUUGAUUCACAACGAACAAUCAAAAGUUCGAACCGUAAAUGAAUACACGUUGGACGAGAAACUUUCGAAAAUUUACUACCACCCUCAAGGCUACUGGAAAGGCAUCGCUGCCAUCAAAAAGCCGGCAGCCACUGCAAAGGUUUCUCAAAAUGAGGCAAAAUAUGGCUGAUAUGCCAAGCCCUUUGGCAAAUUUAUCUUUCUGCGCCAUAACACAUUCCUCGCCCCAAAUUCGAUGUGUCCACGUCAAACGCAGUUCUUCACGCAGACCUCCUUUUUCUUCCACACGACACUGUGGAGCAUGGCCUGGGCCGAAAAACCUACAGAUACGCUUUGACCGUCAUUGAUGUGGCCAGCCGUUUCAAAGAAGCUGAACCCCUAACCUUGAAAGGCUGCUCAAGUGGCGAGCGCUUUUAUAAAUAAUUUACAAAUGCGGGCCUUUGAAAUGGCCACAGCUUUUGCAAGUGGACCCGUGGCGUGAGGUCAUGGUAGCUGUCACCAAAGAGAUGGAAAAACACAAAACAAACAUUCGAUGCGGGCUCGUAGAUAUUCACCAGGAUCAGGCGAUUGUGGAAAGAUUUAACAGCACCCUUGCUGAGUUCCUGUUCAGACACCAAUAUGCUGUCAAAAUGCGGCUGCCCGAGGGCCAAAUGUCUUCCAAAUGGGUCAUUCGGCUUCCUGCUGUGGUCUCCGCCCUGAAUGGCGAA